AAGAAGGAAACGGAAAUGACGCAAAGACGCAGAGUCUUUAUAUCCUGACAUUAUCGCGCGCUUACAGCUCAAACCUCUGAGUUGCAGCGAGAAGAGAGUCUGCGUACUUCACUCUGCUAGCUAACAACACAAACUGCUGAACUCUUGGAGCAGUUUAUCUCUCUAACUCGGUGAAAACUGAAGCUGUAGCCUCCAUUUUGAAGGAGUGACGCGAAAACUUCUCCAUUUCUUUGACUUUACGCAGACUCAAAACUCCACAGUAACCAUGUUUGAGGCUCGCCUGGUCCAGGGAUCCAUCCUGAAGAAGGUUCUGGAGGCUCUCAAAGAUCUGAUCACGGAGGCUUGCUGGGAUGUGAGCUCGUCUGGGAUCUCCCUGCAGAGCAUGGACUCCUCUCACGUCUCUCUGGUCCAGCUCACUCUGAGGCACGACGGCUUCGACUCUUACCGCUGCGACAGAAACCUCGCUAUGGGAGUCAACCUCACCAGGUGUGUAAACAUUAACACUCAAAGGCAGCAAAUUAUAGGUCGAUAUUAAAGUGAUGAUGAGUUUGGUUCCAUUACUGCAGAUUUAAAAUGCCUCAGUUUUUCUUCAAUGAUGUAGAAGUCUAACCUGCAGCCGACAAAGAGGGAGAGAGAGGCCAUCUUGGCGGAAUUGCCCGGGCAUGUCUCUCUGCCGGGUCAAAGUUAACUCUUUAGUGUCUGUGCCAAUUAAAACUAUCUUAACAUAAUAUCUAACAAGUGUGAGCGGAUCUGUAAUGAGAGCAGUGUUGUUUGAUGUGGGUAAAUGACACCUGUUACAGCUCGACAGGCAGCGGGGACCAUUGUGAUUAUGCAGCAACGUCAUUUUAGCGCCAAAUUCAGUCCAGGAAGAGUUGGCGGGAAUUUUCGGACCCGGGAACUUUCUAUUUCCGGUUUCCUAUUGAUGCUCUUUGUGAUGAUGCAUCUGCUAAAUGAGAAUAGUUUCUCAGAUUAAAAGUUGUCGAAUCUAUUUUAAGCAUUUUCAACUUUCAGUUAUCGACUUCAUCUUCGACAUUUUAGUCACUUUCUCGCUCUAAGGGUUUUACAUUCUCUCUGUAAUUUGACUGAGGAACAGAGUCAGGCCUCCAAUACAGAUCUCAUUGACCAUGAACGACAAUUUGCACAAUUAUACCAAUAAGAUUAGAUUUUAGUUUUGAUUUCUAAUCAAAUAUCUAAUCAAAAAAUCGAAGGCACUAUAUGUAUUUUCCUAUGGAGUGGAAGGUGGAUCAUCUGCCAUAGCAAACUUGUUUCAGUAUUUAAAUUAAUAUUUUCCCUCUUUUUUUUUUUUCUUGUUUUUAACAGCAUGUCCAAAAUUCUGAAGUGUGCAGGAAAUGAAGACAUCAUCACCCUCAGAGCAGAAGACAAUGCAGACACACUGGCGCUUGUGUUUGAGACUCUCAGUAAGUGCACUUUGAAUAUUUGUGUAAAAGGAGAAAGUUUUUCUGUUUUCCCAGAGGUGUUUUCUUAUUUCCGUCCUUGUCUCUCACUCAGACCAGGAGAAAGUCUCUGAUUAUGAGAUGAAGUUGAUGGACCUGGAUGUAGAGCAGCUGGGUAUUCCAGUAAGUCACCUAUAUCUGGUCUUUUCCACUUAAUGUAAGUCCUUCACAUGUACAUGUUCUUAACCUCCUCUCCUCUUUACCCUUUCAGGAGCAGGAGUACAGCUGUGUGGUCAAGAUGCCAUCUGGGGAGUUUGCUCGUAUCUGCCGUGACCUGUCCCAGAUCGGUGAUGCCGUCAUGAUCUCCUGCGCCAAGGAUGGAGUCAAGUUUUCUGCCACCGGAGAGCUGGGCACAGGAAACAUCAAACUGUCCCAGACCAGCAACGUUGACAAAGAGGAGGAGGCAGUAAGUGAUUUAGAUUAUUUUUAAGGUGCCAGUUGUCGGUCUGUAACAUAGGCACAUUUUGCACAAAUAUUUGAUUUCACUCACUUCUCAGCCUUAUGUUGCAUCUGUUACAAAUAUUCUGUCUCUUAUCUGCUUUAGGUCAGUGUUGAGAUGAAUGAACCUGUCCAGCUGAUCUUUGCUCUCAACUACCUGAACUUCUUCACCAAGGCCACACCGCUGUCCAAGACAGUCACCCUCAGCAUGUCAGCUGAUAUCCCCCUCGGUAAAAACACUUUACUGGUUUUAUUAAGUUUAUCUUGUCACAUCGAUUAAAGAUGUGCCUCACAUGACCGAAUCAAUUUUCUUGUCUUUUUCCAGUGGUGGAGUACAAGAUUGCUGAUAUGGGACACGUCAAAUACUACUUGGCACCGAAAAUUGAUGAAGAGGCUUCUUAGGUUGUUUUAUAUCUGAACCAAAAAGGGAGAAUAGAGAAAAUCAGUCAACUGGGACUCUUUGUUGGUGAUCUGAGGAUACCUCCUGGUGUUUGGUGAUCACUGUGCGGUUUCUGAUGUCUUCCUGUUUUAUGAGAUUCACUGCAGGAGAUGUCCUGUGAUCUUGACUUCCAGUCAGCCGUAUGAGUGGUGAAGCUGAGUGCUUCGACCCUGAUAGUUCUGAGCGGCUGGUUGAGGUCAAAACCGCCCAGAAUUACAUUCAGCACUUGGUCACUCCACUUCUGUGUUUGUCUCUAUUUGUUCCCAUUUUGGAAAAAGCAUAAUUCAAGGUUCCCGUUCUUUCUUGUAGAUAACGCAUUUGUAAAUACGUUGUGGUUUCGCACUGUCAGCCGACACAAAAUGUUUUUGUACUCAUUAAUUCAGUCCAAAAUAAAUGAUUCAAGUUGUUUCCAAUUUAA
This is a messenger RNA of Xyrichtys novacula (pearly razorfish), 2749 nucleotides long. NCBI's taxonomy places the organism in Eukaryota, Metazoa, Chordata, Actinopteri, Labriformes, Labridae. The record is from the annotation of a GenBank genome assembly.